GUUGAUCCUCUGGUGUAGCUGCAUCCUGAGUGACACGAGUGCGAGUGUAGUAGGUACGCCUCUGCACGGAUCCCCUUUGUUCGCGUUGAGGCGGGGUGACGAGGAGUGCGAGUGUGGUGCCCUACGAGUGCGAGUGCGAACUUGGUGGUCUUUGAGUGUGUCUGGACUCCUCGAGACUGAGGAGGCACACGAGUUUUCGGCGUCUCAUCGAAAAGAAGCAGAGAAUUUUCAACGAAAUGUCGAGCCCGAGAAGCAUCGGUGGAUCUAUUCGCGAAGGUACGAGAGUCGUGCUGAAAGAGAUCACAGCGACCCUCCACAAUUCGACACAGAAUCAUCUUCUUCGGCGAAAGAGCGGCGGCGGCGGCGGCGGAGGCGGCGGCGGCAACGGCAACGACAGUCCCGUGCCGAAGACACCGGAGCAUGAAGUCAAGGUUCGCUUCACCCGCGAAUUCGCCGACGUAGGACCGGUCGUUACCUGCUCGGUCUCGGAAAGCCUGUCGUCGGCCAGUAGCUUCCACAGCCUCAGCAGCACCCUCAGCACCAAGAGCAGCAGCGGCAUAUGCCCGGAUUCGUCGUUCGACGCUUCUUACACGAACUCCAACAUUCCCGGUGUGGAGGACCUGAUCCUCGCUUGCGCCGAUAUCCACCUGAGGGACGAGGUGUUUGAGAACGCACCCGCCGCCAACAUUUCGGUGCAGGAUUUCAACCUCAGUCAGGAUCAGACGUUCACGUCAGCCACGGACGAGUCGCAGCUUCACACGAAUGACUUUUCCUUCAACGAGAACUUGCUGAAGUUCGACAACAUCGACGUUGCGGCCGCUGACAGUGAGGAGACGCAGCUGAUCGAGAAGACGAAGUCUUCUCAGUUGCUCAACACGACGCACGAAGUGUUGCUGAAUCAGACACAUACCUCGGAGUCCAGCAGUAGCAGCACGCUUCCGCUUGAUGAGAAGGAGUCCGUGGCUGCCAUCGAAGAAGAAUACGUGUCGCAGACGGAAGAAAAGCCAACUGAGAAGCUCGUUGCGUCGCAGGAGAGUGAUGAUAUAGCGAGUGAAGCUGAGACGCGCAGCUCGGUCACGAGCAGCACGAUCAAGGACUCGUCGGUCGCGAGUAAUGUAGACGGUGAUCAAUUGUACGCAACGGCUACCCUCUCACCUGAUAAUUCGUUCGCUAGUGUGGCCACAGUCAAUGACGAACAGACCGUAGAAAGUCAGCACAGUGCCGAGACACUGUCGGAAGACUUCGAAUCGUGUGCCACCCAUAUCUCCGCUCCGUCCACUUCGGAGGUUCUGUUGGCACAAUAUGCGGAGAAUCCGUGCUCGAUACCCAACAUAUCCGACAUAUCGUCGCCGUUAGAGAACACCGAAAACAACAGAAAGAAUAACAGCGCGCACGACUUAUCGGGAGUCGUCGCGAGAGACGUAUCAGAGUCAACGGCGGCGUUAUCGCCCGUGGAUGAUACCAAUCAGAAAUUAUUUACACCGAUAACUGUAAAUAGCUCUGACGUUCGAGCAGAAGGUAGCGAAGUUGGUGAGGAAGCACAAGAUUCGUUGCAGUUGGAUAAACUGGCAAGUGUCACCCAGUUGUUGAGCGAGACCACCGGUAUCACGGAAUCGGGAACGUCAGAAAUUUCGAAGGAGAACCUGCAAACUAGCCUCGACACGCAAGAUUCGGCAGCGAGGAGUAGCGCGGACGAUACUUUUGCAUCCAAGGAAGACAUCAUCAUAUCGAACGAGAACAGGGUCGUGGAACAACAUCGUGACCCGUCAGAAACUAUAGUUAUACAGAGGAAGGAGGAUCUCGUGGACAGUGCAGCUUCGACGGUUGCAAAGAAGAAGAGCUUCGUCAACGAGAGCCUCGACCGUACGCUUACGUUGCAAGAGGUCGAUCUAGACUUCGCGGCCGCGUCAAGUGACGACCAGUACUUAGAUUUCAAACCCCAACGACAGAGCACCACGUUAACGUUACCCAAGGAAAAGCCUAACUUUGAGGAAUUCAAAUCUACGGCGGAGAAAGUCACUAAUGAUCUGCUCAAUUCCUCGCUGGAAUUCGCGGAGGAAACAGAUACGUUUGUCAGUGCAACAUCCACGAUUUUCCAAGACCCCUCGACGUUUGACUUCUUGCUAGCGCGCAGUAACUCCAGGCAUGCGGUGGUAGACCGCCUCAGGAAGGAAUCUUUGUAUGUUAAAUUUGACCCAUUGGUAUCGAAUGCCAGCAUGUUGCCUCAAGGGAACGCUCAAUCGAUUAACGAAAAGCAGAAUGAGAAAAAUGAAUCGCCCCUUCCCAACGUCGGUACACCAAAACGUAAUCCUGCCAUAGCGGCUAUAGACAGGCUGCUCUUUUAUAGUCCUCUGCCUAGUGGAACGAUGCAGAAGUUGGAGGAAGCUCAGGAAAAAAAUGAGCAACCGGUAGAAGAGCCUAAGUCCGACGCACCGCUUAUUGCCGAUAUAAAUAUAGCCGAGGAACUUGAACUUGUAAGGUCGACGGUACUGCGAUUAGAGGACGAAUUGGAGAAGCAAAAGAAACACGAAGUGGAUUUGGAGAAGCAAAAAGCAACCUUUCAGGAGAAAAUUAAUAAGCUGCAAGCACAAGUAGCACAAGAAGUAAAGAUGAAAACUCAAAUGAGUGUCGUCGUGGAGGAAUACGAGAAGUCGAUCAGCAGAUUACUUACUGAGCGGGAGAGGGAUCGUACAAACUUCGAACAAGAGAAGGCAAAAUUGCAAGAGGAACUGCAAGCUGCGAAUCACCAUUUGACUAAUACGGAGGCAGCGUUCAAUGAUGUACACCAAAAAUACGAGAGGCUCAAAGGGGUUGUGUCAGUGUAUAAAAAUAACGAAGCUGUAUUAAAAGAAAGUAUACAGGAGAAUGUAGAUACUAUAAAGACGUUGGAAACGCGAUACGAUCAACUGAAGGACCACGCAAUGGCUCAGCUAGAGAAAGCUAAUCUAGAGUUGGAUGGAAUACGAAAGCAGAACGAAGCGGAGACGGUGAAACUACACGCGAUGAUAAGAAAAGCGGAGCUCAAGAGCAAUUCGCUCGCAGAGCUUGUGGAACAGAAGACUAAGGAGAACAAAGAACUCGCGAAAAUUCUAGAUGAGGUCAUUGCCAGGGUCGGCCACGGAAAUCAAGAGUGAAAAUAAUCGUAACGAAGUAUCGCGAUUAGUCUUUAUUUUUUUACUCGUCCUCACUUAGAUAUAAUUAUAUGUUAGAUGUGAUUGAUGUAUGUAUACAUGCGUUAAUUCGUCGAGUUAUCAAUUGCAAAUUUCGUUUCACUUCGAAAAAGCGUCCUUUAUUAAUUAUUUAUAAGUUGUGACAUAUAACUAUUUUAAAGCUAAUAAAAUUACGCAUAUUAAAAACA
Harpegnathos saltator (Jerdon's jumping ant) is the source of this 3358-nucleotide messenger RNA. RefSeq names its product transforming acidic coiled-coil protein (gene tacc). The transcript has 7 exons. Gene Ontology annotation, cellular component: cytoplasm. NCBI's taxonomy places the organism in Eukaryota, Metazoa, Arthropoda, Insecta, Hymenoptera, Formicidae. Gene Ontology annotation, biological process: nuclear migration; cerebral cortex development; mitotic spindle organization. Bases 237 to 3134 code for a protein of 965 amino acids. The record is from RefSeq and is a predicted model, not a curated record.